Messenger RNA from Phanerochaete carnosa HHB-10118-sp, 1698 nucleotides. RefSeq lists its product as uncharacterized. The coding region runs from base 1 to 1698 and encodes 565 amino acids. The transcript has 11 exons. NCBI's taxonomy places the organism in Eukaryota, Fungi, Basidiomycota, Agaricomycetes, Polyporales, Phanerochaetaceae. The record is from RefSeq and is a predicted model, not a curated record. Gene Ontology annotation, molecular function: iron ion binding; heme binding; monooxygenase activity.
AUGGUACGACCGCAAAGUCGACCGCGAGGCUGCCGCGCGCGGUGUAAAACUGCCUCGCGCGGUGAAGAGCGAAUAUCCCGGAGGCGUGGACCUCCUGAUGAUGAACAACAAGGAAAUCGAAGAACACAUUCUUGGUCAGCAACCCGUCCCCUAGGUCGCAGCGACACAUUGCUUACUACGGUUGCAGGUUAUCGUUUGUCUUCGUGGGCUCAAGAAUAUGGCUGGACAUUCAAUUUCCGCCUGCUCUUCCAGAAUAGGAUCUUCACCGCCGAGCCUGAGUACAUCAAGAGGAUUCUCGCUACAGAUUUCCAGGGCUAUGAAAAGGGUCCUGUACCCCGCUUCCAGAUGAAGUCACUGUUGGGUUCUGGAGUAUUCAAUGCGGAUGGCGACCUCUGGAAGUUCCACCGCGCGAUGACCCGCCCGUUCUUUAGCCGUGAUCGCAUCUCGCACUUUGAUGUCUUCGACAGACACGCAGAAGAGGCCUUGAACCACGCGAAGGCUCGGGUGUCGGAGGGCGUCCCCUUCGACUGGCAGGAUCUCGUCUCACGCUUCACGCUCGACUCUGCAACCGAGUUUCUCUUCGGCAAGGACGUGCGCUCGCUCUCUGCCCCACUCCCCUAUCCGCCAACGUCCCCGCAGGCCCAGCACGACACCAGCGCCUCGCAUCCUGCGAAUCGCUUCGCGCGCGCCUUCCUCGAGGCCCAGCUCGCAUCGGCGAAGCGCUCGCGCUACACCACCGCGUGGCCGCUGUGGGAGUUCUGGAAGAGCAAAGUCGACGGACACAUCGAGGUCAUGGAGGAGUUUAUACAGCCGUUACUCCACGACGCGCUGGCUAGGAAGGCUGAGUCUCCCGAGUUGAAGGUCGAGGAGGCCGUAGAGGAUGACGCGACGCUACUCGAACAUCUCGUCAAACUCACUGACGAUCCGCAGAUCAUCAGAGACGAGACAGUUAAUAUCCUGCUUGCUGGACGCGAUACGACUGCCUCCACACUUACCAUGGCCGGAUACAUGCUUGCGGAACACCCAGACAUCCUACAGCGCCUGCGCAAGGAGAUCCUUGACAUUGUCGGCACCCGGCGGCCCACAUAUGACGAUAUCCGUGAUAUGAAGUACCUGCGUGCGUUCAUCAAUGGUAAGCUCUGCCGUCUUGCGCAUGUACCCACCUGUGUAAGUCCGCAAUCUAUUGGCCUUCACGACCAUGCUGACACACCUCUUUGCAGCCCCUUCAAUGUCCGCCAUAGCGCCGCACCCACGGUCUGGCCGUCGCCCGAAGGUGACCACUACAUCCCCGGGAGCACCAGGUGCUUGUACUCUGUGUUCGUCAUGCAGCGCCGCAAGGACUUGUGGGGCCCAGAUGCCGACAAGUUCGACCCAGACCGUUUCCUGGACGAGCGCCUUGGGAAGUACUUGACGCCGAAUCCGUUCAUCUUCCUGCCGUUCAAUGCUGGUCCGCGUAUCUGCCUGGGACAACAAUUCGCGUACAACGAGGUUUCGUUCAUGCUUAUCCGCUUGCUGCAACAUGUGUCGAACAUCGAGCUCCGUCUGGACGCGAGUCCGAAGUCGGCUGCUCCCCCGGGCUGGGGCGUUUCGCCAAUCUCGGAUGGCCAAGACAAGGUGAUCUUUAAGUCGCAUUUGACGAUGUACGUGGUGGGCGGCCUGUGGGUUACCAUGCGGUUCAAGGACCCCGAAGAUCAUUGA